AUGGGUUGGUUAGUGGAAGCUCUUGUUGCUUUGAUAUUGCUGUCCCUCUGUUUAGCAAUAACAGAGUCUGCUCCUGAAUCUGCUCUUGUCACCAAUCUUCCUGGCUUCAACGGCAGUUUUCCAUCUAAACACUAUGCCGGGUACGUGGCAAUAGAUAAGGAGCGCAAUAAGAAUCUGUGGUAUUACUUUGUGGAAUCAGAGAGAAAUGCUUCAACAGAUCCAGUUGUGCUUUGGCUUAAUGGUGGUCCUGGCUGCUCUAGCAUGGAUGGAUUUGUCUAUGAACAUGGUCCUUUCAAUUUCGAACUCACAAAGACCAAAGCACCUCGUUUGCACCUCAAUCGUCACAGUUGGUCUAAGGUUUCGAAUAUCAUAUACCUUGACUCUCCAGUUGGUGUGGGGAACUCUUACUCAAAAGACAAGUCUUAUUAUAUAACUAAUGAUACGCAAACGGCGUCUGAUUCUUAUGCAUUCCUUAUCGAGUGGUUCAAGAUGUUUCCGGAGUUUCAGUCGAAUCCAUUCAUGAGAAUAAGUAAAAGAAAAUCAAACAAGGAUGUGACAAAGCCGGUUAUCAAUUUCAAGGGGUAUUUGGUGGGUAAUGGAGUUACUGAUCCGGUGUUUGAUGGUAACGCUCUAGUCCCCUUUGCACAUGGAAUAGGACUCAUAUCUAGUGAACUAUUUGAGGAGACUAAAGCGGCGUGCAAAGAACAGUACUAUAAAUCGGAAAAUACAACAAAUGAGUGCUCCGAUUUGAUUCAAAAAGUGUAUGAUGAUGUGCGCUUAUUAAACUUAUAUGACAUUCUAGAACCGUGCUAUCACGAUACAUCUAUAACCACGUUUGACAUCGGAUCUCUUCCUCCGAGUUUCUUUAUGCUGGGCAAAACAGAAAGGCCAUUGCCAGUGAGAAAGAGAAUUUUCGGACGUGCAUGGCCCUUAGGUGCCAUUGUGCGUCCAGGUUUUCUUCCCAGUUGGCCUCAACUGCUUGCUGGCUCCUCCGUUUCUUGCAUUGACGAUAGAGUUGCAACCGCCUGGCUUAACGAUCCAGCAGUGAGAAAAGAGAUUCAUGCUAAAGAGAAAAGUGAGAUUGGAAGAUGGGAUUUGUGUACAAACCAAAUCCAUUACACUCAAAUUGCUGGAAGCAUGAUCGAAUACCAUAGAAACCUCACUCUUAGCGGCUACCGCGCUCUUAUCUUCAGCGGAGAUCAUGAUAUGUGUGUACCUUUUACCGGUUCUGAAGCAUGGACUAAGGCAAUGGGAUACAAGGUGGUUGAUGAAUGGAGGCCAUGGAUGUCGAAUGGCCAAGUCGCCGGGUUUACACAGGGGUAUGCCAACAAUCUCACAUUUCUAACCAUCAAAGGUGCAGGACAUACCGUUCCGGAAUACAAACCGCGGGAAGCCUUAGACUUCUAUAGCCGUUUCCUAGCCGGAGAAAAGAUGUAG
Molecule: messenger RNA, 1437 nt
Organism: Microthlaspi erraticum
Lineage: Eukaryota; Viridiplantae; Streptophyta; Magnoliopsida; Brassicales; Brassicaceae
Source: the annotation of a GenBank genome assembly